AGGACCGAUCUUAAAUCAAAAGAAGAAGAGAAGGAAAAUAUUCGCUCUCUCUCUCUCUCUCUCUCUCUGUCUGAGAUAUUACAGGAUAUAUUUAAUAGUCUUUGUAUCGGUCCUUAAUAUUUGCCGAUCUUUUUGGGGGGAUUCUCAGAAGUUCAAGAUGCCCAACUCCAAAAAAGUGUUGGAAUUGUUCUACGACGUUGUAUCUCCUUACUCUUGGCUCGGAUUCGAGGUAAUGUGUCGCUAUAGAAAUGUGUGGAACGUUGAUCUCAAAUUACGACCGGCAUUUUUGGGAGGCAUUAUGCAAGGAUCAGGCAACAAGCCCCCAGGUCUGGUCCCAAAUAAGUUUCUGUACAUGACAAAAGACUUGGGCCGUCUCGCUCAGUAUUUCAGCGUGCCCCUGUCCAGCCCUUCAGACCCCUUUGAGGCCAUGUUUGAGAAAGGUUCUCUUGCAGCCAUGCGCUUUGUGACGGCGGUGGAGGAGAAGACAGAUGGUGAUGCUAAGGUGGAGAAGGUGUCCAGGGAGCUGUGGAAGAGAAUCUGGAGUAAAGACCAAGACAUCACCCAGCCUGCCUCCCUCACAGAGGCGGGUCUAAAGGCUGGACUCUCGGCCAGUGAGGUUGAGGAGCUGCUGAAGUUGGCCCAAUCAAAGCCAAUCAAAGACAAGCUGAAGAACACCACACAGGAAGCACUGGAGUAUGGGGCUUUUGGCUUCCCUCUGAUCGUCUGUCAUGUGGAUGGGAAACCUGAAGCAUUCUUUGGCUCAGACAGAUUUGAGCUGUUGGCUCACUGCAUAGGAGAGAAGUGGGUGGGACCACAACCAAACACGCCUGCUGCCAAAAUGUAAAACACUUUGGAUUACAGUAUCACAGUAAAAUGAAAAACAGGAUCUUACACAAGGAUCUAACUGUAGAUAAUUUGUUUGUAAUUCAUUUUUCCAUGCAUGGUUGCGUAGGUUUGAAGUGGUGUUGCAACUAUUUAAAAUUCAGUACAGCAGUUCUAAUAAACUUCAGAGUUCAUCUUGAGUUAUCAAGCAACACUAAGAAUGCUAAUGAUGUUGUUCAUUCACUGUGUAAUCAUACCAAAAAGGUAUGCAGGGGGACUGAGAUCUAAAUUGCAGAUCCUGUUGUUAAAAACAACAGCCCAGUAGUGAGGGAACGGUGUUAUUUUUCUGAUAUAAUUAUGCUUUGUCUCAGUUAUAUUAAAUUGCCUAAAAUGUAUAUAAAUAAUGAAACAAAAA
Clupea harengus (Atlantic herring) is the source of this 1237-nucleotide messenger RNA. RefSeq names its product glutathione S-transferase kappa 1. Gene Ontology annotation, cellular component: mitochondrion; peroxisome. NCBI's taxonomy places the organism in Eukaryota, Metazoa, Chordata, Actinopteri, Clupeiformes, Clupeidae. Gene Ontology annotation, biological process: glutathione metabolic process. Gene Ontology annotation, molecular function: glutathione peroxidase activity; glutathione transferase activity. The record is from RefSeq and is a predicted model, not a curated record.